AACUCCCUUCUCCGCCACUACCCCCCUGUACCUCCCGCCCGCCGCCGCUGCUGCUAGGGAGCUUCCACGCGCGCGCCUACAACGAGAGCUAGCAGCAGCAAGCGGUCGCUAUCGGGUGCCGCUCCGGCCGUGCCACUGCUCGCGAACCCUAACCCCCGAUGCCGUAUAUGGUGGGGGCCGCCGACCAGAUCGCCGCCGGCUUGUUCGCCGCCGACUCGGCGGCCGAGCGGCCGGGGGGUCUGACGAGGAGCGGCUCGUCCAGCCGCCUCAACGCGCAGGCGCCGGAGUUCGUGCCACGGGGGCCGCCGUCGCCGGCGGCGGCGGCGGCCGCGGUCGUGGUGCCACCGCCACCGCCGCAGGUGAUCCGAGUGUUCGCCGCGCCGCCCCCGCCGCCGCGCGCGGCCUUCUUCGCGGCGCCCCCGCCGCGGCCGUUCGAGUACUUCGCGCCGGUGGGGGGACGCGGCGGAUUUACCACCAAGGAGCAGCAGUUGCCGAAGCCAGAGCCGGAUGUGGAGCUGAUCCCGCCCGCGGCGCAGGCGGAGCCGGUGGUGGACGGGCUUGAGGAUGAAGUGGUUCACAAGAUCACCAAGCAGGUGGAGUACUAUUUUAGUGAUAUAAACCUGGCUACCACAGAACAUUUGAUGAGAUUCAUCACCAAAGAUCCUGAGGGAUAUGUGCCAAUAUCAGUUAUUGCUGGCUUCAAGAAAGUAAAAGCUUCUGUGCGUAAUAACUCCAUGCUUGCUGCAGCUCUCCGAGCCUCAUCAAAACUUGUUGUAAGUGGUGAUGGAAAAAGGGUCAAACGUCAAGAGCCAUUUACUGAAUCUGAUUUGCAGGAGCUCAAGUCCCGAAUUGUUGUUGCAGAAAAUCUUCCUGGUGAUCCUUCCUACCAGAAUCUUAAGAAGAUAUUUUCAGCUGUUGGCAGUGUGAUUUCAAUCCGCACUUGCUAUCCUCAGACUCCAAAUGGCUCUGGUCCUGCAACUAAUAGAUCUGCCAAGCUAGAUAUGCUUUUUAGUAACAAGCUGCAUGCUUUCGUGGAGUAUGAGACACCUGAGGAUGCGGAGAAGGCAAUUGUGGCGCUUAGUAAUGAGGAAAACUGGAGAAAUGGACUUAGAGUCCGCUUGCUGAAUACUUGCUCGGCAAAGGGGGCAGGCAAAGGAAAAAAGGAAGCAUAUGAAACUAAUGGAAAUGGCGAGGAAGAUGUCUCCAUUUCGAACCAAUCAAAUGACAAGCAGUCUGAAGAAUCCUCUCAACUGUUAGAUGUGUUGCCAGAGCACUUGUUUGACGAGACCUUCAAUGAGAAGGAAGUUCCAAAACGUGGCAGAGGACGCGGUCGAGGUGGCAGGGGGCGUGGGCGUGGCAACCACCAGUACAACAAUCACCACCAGUACAACAACCAGCACUACCAGAACUACCAGCCGCACUACAAUCACCACGGCAACAACCACCACGGCGGCAACCGCGGUGGCGCCCACCCGGUUGGAACUCCGCCACACAACCUGAUAAACAAGCCCGAGCAGCACCAGCAGCUGCCGAUCGGGGCCAGCAAGCUUCCUCCGGGCCCCCGCAUGCCUGAUGGUACGCGGGGUUUCACCAUGGGCAGAGGGAAGCUGCAAGCUGUGCUACCAGGUCUGUGUGCUGUUGGCGAGCCUUAAUGUUGGUGGUGAGCGAGAGGCUUUCUUAUUGCUGCUCUUGUUUGUGUACCUUAUGGUGGGUGGAUUUCUGUGUCAAAAGACUUGUUUCCAGAUGGAUGCGUGCGCUAGUGUUUGGACAGCUUGUUAUGUACGGAGAGUCGGGUGUUAUGUACGUCCAAACAAGAUUCUACCACUCUAUGGUUCUGUUUUUUUUUUU
Messenger RNA from Panicum hallii, 1848 nucleotides. RefSeq names its product la-related protein 6B-like. The transcript has 10 exons. The record is from RefSeq and is a predicted model, not a curated record. Lineage: Eukaryota; Viridiplantae; Streptophyta; Magnoliopsida; Poales; Poaceae. Gene Ontology annotation, molecular function: mRNA binding. The coding region runs from base 159 to 1652 and encodes 497 amino acids. Gene Ontology annotation, cellular component: nucleus. Gene Ontology annotation, biological process: RNA processing.